Molecule: messenger RNA, 1704 nt
Organism: Danio aesculapii
Lineage: Eukaryota; Metazoa; Chordata; Actinopteri; Cypriniformes; Danionidae
Gene: slc2a2
Product: solute carrier family 2 member 2
Exons: 11
Coding region: 105-1619 (504 amino acids)
Biological process (GO): monosaccharide transmembrane transport
Cellular component (GO): membrane; brush border
Molecular function (GO): hexose transmembrane transporter activity
Source: RefSeq, a predicted model, not a curated record
CGCAGUGACAGGAUUGAUCAUUUACUAAGUAUUGGGAAAGCAGCAGAGAACCUUGGAGCCACUAUUAAUGUCCAGGAGCGCCGUUUGCUGGCACUUCAUGCAAAAUGGAGAAGCAGUUAACAGGCACGCUCGCUCUGGCGGUGUUCACAGCUGCUCUCGGCUCUCUGCAGAUGGGAUACAGCUUGGGCGUCAUCAAUGCCCCACAGAAGGUCAUUGAGCGGCACUACGCAAGAUCUCUCGGUGUCUAUAGUGAAGAUCUGGCCCGUAGUGAAGGGGGAAAUGGCACCGAGCAUGAAGAGCCCACCGAUCCAUCAGUUGUCAUGUACUGGUCUUUAUCCGUCGCCAUCUUCUCCGUCGGAGGCAUGUUGUCCUCCUUUUUAGUGAGCUUUGUGGGCGACUUCCGUGGAAGGAUCAAAGGCAUGCUGGCUAUAAAUGUCCUGGCCAUAACAGCAGGACUGCUCAUGGGUCUGGCUAAGAUGGGCACACCUCACCUCAUGGUGAUAGCAGGACGUGCUAUAAUGGGAUUGUACUGUGGUCUGUCAUCUGGCCUGGUGCCGCUCUACAUUGGAGAGAUUUCUCCGGUGAAGUACAGAGGGGCAAUGGGAGCGCUCCACCAGCUGGCUAUUGUCAUUGGCAUCCUUAUUAGUCAAGUCAUUGGUCUGGAUUUCCUGCUGGGAAAUGAUUACAUGUGGCAUGUAUUGCUGGGUCUUUCUGGAGCUCCUGCCAUCCUGCAGAGUCUGCUGCUGCUGGUGUGUCCAGAGAGCCCUCGAUAUCUCUACAUCAAACAAGGAAAAGUGGAAGACGCCUGCAAGAGUCUGAAGAGGCUAAAGGGAGAUUAUGACACCUCCAAGGACAUCGCUGAGAUGAAGGCAGAGAAGGAGGAGGCCAUGAAAGAAGCCAAAAUGUCUAUCUUGAGACUGCUCCGCUCCUCUGUGUACCGCCAGCAGCUCUUUGUGGCCCUCAUGAUGCAUUUGUCUCAGCAGUUCUCCGGGAUCAAUGCUAUCUUUUAUUACUCGACUUCAAUCUUCCAGACGGCGGGGGUCGGUCAGCCUGUGUAUGCCACUAUCGGAGUGGGAGUUAUAAACAUCAUUUUCACCCUUGUGUCGGUGGUGAUGGUGGACAGAGCGGGCAGACGAACCCUCACUCUCGUCGGAUUGGGAGGAAUGUGCUGCUGUGCUGUGGCCAUGACCGUGGGACUCGCAUUUCAAGAUGCUUACUCGUGGAUGAGUUACCUCAGCAUGGCAGCCAUAUUCAUGUUCGUGUCCUUCUUUGAGAUCGGACCUGGACCAAUCCCAUGGUUCAUUGUGGCGGAGAUCUUCAGUCAAGGGCCACGUCCAGCAGCUAUUGCGUUAGCUGGGUUUUGCAACUGGACAUGCAAUUUCAUUGUUGCCAUGUUUUUCCCUUAUUUAGAGAGUCUCUGUGGAAGCUAUGUCUUCAUCGUUUUUGCUGUCCUCCUGUUCGGUUUCACCCUUUUUAUCUACUUCCGUGUACCUGAAACAAAAGGGAAGACUUUUGAGGAGAUAGCAGCUGUUUUCCACCGGAAACAUGGAGGAGCCCCCCCUUCCAAACCUCAAGAGGAGGCUGAGAUGGUGCAGCUCAAGGGCUCCUCAGAGGCCUGAUGAGGACGUCAUUUUAUUGAAAAACAUUGUUACUGCUGUCACAGAGCCCAGGUGUUAUAAUAAAACUGAUCUGCUGUAUAUUUCA